AUGCACAUCCAACUCCCAGCCCAGACCAGGGCUCUCUCGAUCCCCGAGAUCGUAAUAUCAAUCCUCCACCAAAUGGACAUGCAAACCCUAAUGGCCGCCCAACGUGUCUGUCACGCCUGGGCAGACCAAAUCCGCAGAUCACGCUCACUACAAAAAGCCCUAUUCUUCAUCCCAGCCAGCGAGAAAAGCGGGGCAGACGCACGAGUCUACAACCCCAUGCUAGCACGAGCAUUCCCCUCUGCAUUUCCAUCAGAAGACCUGCGAGAUGCCAGCAAUGCAAGUGACAGAAUAGAGGACGUUAGCCUCAGUGAUUUCGAUCUCACAAAAAGCCCGGCUAAGAGAGAGAUGUAUCUCCAGCCCGAAGCGAGCUGGCGGCGUAUGCUGACGCAACAACCGCCGGUCUUCACGGUCGGGCUGUUUAGCAUGGGUGCAGGGCCAAUGGGUCUUUCUUGGCACCAAGAGAAGGCAACACGGCAAGAUGAGGGAUUGCGUAUGGGGGCUUUAUUUGAGUGGCUUGUUCGUUUGGGACGUCAUGAGUGGAAUUCCGCGACGAUUGCGAUUUGUCUGGGCGGAGCUGAGCCUGUUAAUAUGCCACUUGAGAUUAUGCGUCCGUGCACGUCGGUCUUUACGGAUGGGAUUAAUGGGGAUUGGAGGGGUAUGGCUGCGGACUUUGAUCUUGUGCUUAUGACGAGCUCUGUGAGUACGUGUGUUGAUCCAGAGGGGCCGGAUGAUCCUGGUUGGGUGAAGAGUAGCGAUGAGAUUGCUUGGGAGGAGAUUUGUGAGACUUAUUUCGAGUUGGGAUUGACUGUGGGGGAGUUGAAGAUGGAAACUUAUAAUGAGGGAGGGGCGUGGUGGAAUUAG
This is a messenger RNA of Penicillium mononematosum, 861 nucleotides long. RefSeq lists its product as uncharacterized. Gene Ontology annotation, molecular function: protein binding. Bases 1 to 861 code for a protein of 286 amino acids. The transcript has a single exon. The record is from RefSeq and is a predicted model, not a curated record. NCBI's taxonomy places the organism in Eukaryota, Fungi, Ascomycota, Eurotiomycetes, Eurotiales, Aspergillaceae.